CAGAGUUGCAAGUACUUAAGGAGUGCGCCAGCUCUCAUUGCCUCCAGUUCAGCCCGCUCGUCGACGCUUUGUGACUACGCCUCCAAUUUUCAGUUCUUGAAUCUCAAGGAAACAUCAAGCUCUUCAAGAUGAAGCUGUGGUUUGUUGCUGCCAUACUUAUCUCCGUUGCGUUUCCAUCCGUUUUGGGUUUGAAGUGCAUGACCUGCACCAGUGCUGAGUCGUGGGAUAAAUGCGAAGGAAAAAGUACGACCUGCGUGGCUCCGAUGGCCGAUAAGUGUGUCAAAACCUACUUGAAAGUUGGCUCAGUUGAAACUUUCACUAAAUCGUGCGGAUCCGAGGCUUACUGUGAUAAAGAAAGCAACCCUACUUGUAAAGCCGCCAGUGGAUCCUUUGAGUGUAAAAUCGACUGCUGCACAGGCGACGACUGCAAUGCUGGCGCAGCAACGCGCAUCAGUGGUAUUCUCUUGUUGUCAUGCGCCCUGGCCUCUCUGAUGAUGUUUUUCAAAGCCUGAGACUUGACUGAGUUCGAGGUUGAGAUCCAGCACGGCUCAUGAUCAAGGCCUCAACUAGUUACACGCUUUUUUGAAGUAUGUCAGUUGUGAAUUAGAAUAGAACGUCUUGCUUAAGACAUAGUAGUAGUCUGUAGGAGGAUCUUCGUGAGACGGAGACGAAGUCAGGUCGAUUUUAACUUACAAGAGAGGAUGCUAGUCCGUCAUAGUCUGUCACGUACUGUGCUUAUUAGUUAAAGUAAAAUAAAGGCUUUUUCAAUUUUGUUACAUAAUGCUGCUGUGGGAAAUAAAACGCUGUUUCUAACUACCUCUUCUUCAAGAUUCUCUGAUUUGAUCAGUCCUAGGCAUUACAGGAAUCAUAUGGUUAAAAAUUCCACUCUUCCUCCACAUUGCGGCGAAAUUAACAUAAGCUUAUGUGCAUUAAUAGGUACACUGCUUGUUAGAGUAACCCGUAACACGUUAAAUAUCAUUAU
Messenger RNA from Pocillopora verrucosa, 982 nucleotides. RefSeq lists its product as uncharacterized. The record is from RefSeq and is a predicted model, not a curated record. Lineage: Eukaryota; Metazoa; Cnidaria; Anthozoa; Scleractinia; Pocilloporidae.